Molecule: messenger RNA, 1479 nt
Organism: Aspergillus uvarum CBS 121591
Lineage: Eukaryota; Fungi; Ascomycota; Eurotiomycetes; Eurotiales; Aspergillaceae
Exons: 3
Coding region: 1-1479 (492 amino acids)
Source: RefSeq, a predicted model, not a curated record
AUGACACGAAGGUCAAUCACGUCCAGCACAUCUUCGGACGUACCCUAUCAUGUUAUGAAAGCCGAACUCGACGAAGGCGGGCUGAAGCCUGGUAACAAUGAUCGGGAAUUUACCGUGUUCCUCGAUCUGAAGUCAAAGUAUUCACGCAAGUUUCUAGACAGCCUUCGAGAACACGUCCAAUUUCGCGGCUUCGAAUGGGGGGAGUUACUGAGUUCAGAGGCUCUCCGACGAACAUGCGCUGAAAUUUUCGUUGAAAACGUUGGAAGGACGUAUUGGGGCACUGAAGAGAACCGGCAAAAGUAUUUGAUGGAAGAAUCAAUCAAGGAUCCGAACAGCCUCUGCGUAUAUCCCGACAGAAGGGAGGAGAUCAUCCGAACCAUCAUGAUCCUCCUCGAACGCAAAGCGAAAAGUGCUCUGAGAUUUUGCACUGACAAGGAUCCCUCGAAAGAUAACACUGCAAUCACUCCCCUCGAUACCAGUACGAACAUGGCAUCAAAACUGACAUGGUCUACCAAGCGUGUGAUGACGCCAGUGCCGCAUGUCGCCGUGCGAGUUGAACGCAAGCCCAAGCGCAAGUCCAAGAGUUUUUCGGACGAAGAAUACAGAGAGACAGACUCCGUCGUUGAUGACACGGAUGACGUCCAAGAACACACACCUCACAUGGCUCGUCCAGUGAAACGGUCCUCAACCACGGGAAUUCGCCCUUUCAAGUCGAUCAUGACUUCCCAAGAAUGCGAUAUGGAGUCUGAUAGCGAUGUGAUGAUGGUGGACUGGAAGACCAAGUGGAGUGACCCUGCGAAGACGAAGCAGGAGCGCUCCCAUCCCUUCAAGACGGAGCCUAUCCCCGUGGCCCCUGUCAACAACUUCGAGAUCGAGAAGCCGGACUACUCUCCAAUCAAGAUGGAGCCACAAGCAAGCCGCAAGAAGAGAAAUUCCAAGAGCAAGAAGCAGUCGCUCAUCAGAUCGGAGUCGCAGGAAGUGAUGAUGAACCUGGACGAACCUGUUCCUGAUGACACCUUUACCACCACCACGGCUACUCCAGGCGUCGAAGCCAACCCGGAAGAUCCCGUCUAUUUCCUCGUCACCGCUACCUCCCAGCCAGGCAUGGGCUCGGUCUGGGUCCCUUACCGUGACUUCCGCUCGGCGGAGGAGUUCAUGCGCUACCUGCGACAGGAAUGCCGCCUGGACGACUGGAGCCCGUCCCGCCAGCUGAGCCACGACGUGAGCGGCCACACCCCGACCAUCGUGAAGCCCGUCGUUGUGGCAGCCUCCGUGAAGUUCGACUGGACCGACUUCGAGAUCCGCGUCCGCCAGAACCACGACCAGGACUGGGCGAUGGUGCAGCAGGAGCUGCAGAAGGCCAUGGAAGGUCGGGCCCAGCUUCUGGAAUCGGGAUCGUUGACGUCUGCCUACAAGAUCCGCGUCCUGUUGCACGUCGUGGAGGAGGAUAUGCUGCUCGUGUACCCUAGAGCUCACUGA